Molecule: messenger RNA, 1648 nt
Organism: Eruca vesicaria subsp. sativa (arugula)
Lineage: Eukaryota; Viridiplantae; Streptophyta; Magnoliopsida; Brassicales; Brassicaceae
Source: the annotation of a GenBank genome assembly
UCUCUAACCAACGAAACCAUAACAAACUUCCAUUUUCGAAUUUCAAAUUUCCAUCGUCGAAAGCAUGAAGGCGAUCGCGUCGAGGAGUUCAAAGCGUAAGGCCGCGGCGACGCCGUUCGCCGGGAAAAAUCUCCGGUCGAUACGUGUAAGUCGGAAGAGAGCUCAGAUCUCCCCACUCGUACCCGCUGCUUCCGUCGAUUCCUGCUCGAAUCUGUUAUCUGCAGUCGACGACGACGUUUCGUGCGGUUCGACCAGAGUCGAGAAGAGGAAGAAGCGAGUUGAAGAAGAGGUGGAAGUUUCUGGACCUGUUAAGGAGACGAUUGCUGAUCCUGCGUUUCGGAGGAUUACUAGGUCUUACUCUAAGCUGAACAAGGAGAAGCAGGGAGAAGCGAUCGAAGUAGAAGUAAGCGAAUCGUCAGUGACACGAUCGGACGUGACAUUCGCCGAGCACGUGACCGAUAGCCGGAGGAAUUUGAAUUUCGUUUCGGAGAAUAAGGAGAGCGACGUCGUUUCGUUCGUAUCGGAGUCUUGCUCCAAGUUCGGGAGCGUAACUGGAGGAGUCGAUAACGAAGAAACCGAAAUCUCCAAACCGAGCGGAUUCGUGGAAGUGAAGGCGGAGAUUGUGACAGUCGGAUGCGUCUCCGAUCUCGCUUGCAAAGAGACGUUCUCCGGCGAAGAGGUUUCGGACUGUUACGAGGAUGAAUCAUCGGAGCCGCUUUCGCAGUCCUCCGACUUCGGUUUAUCGGAUUACACUCCGUCAAUGUUUUUCGAUUCCGGUAGCGAAUUCUCUGAGAAAUCGAACUCUGAUUCUCCCGUUUCACAUACUCGCUCUCUGUAUCUCCAGUUCAUGGCGCAGUUCUGUAGAUCCACAAUCCCUAACGAUCUCGAAUCUUCUCGCCGUGAGCAACACCGUGAUAUCCAGUCUGAACUGCUAAGGUUUGAAGAUGAAGAGGUUGAAGAGAGCUAUCAAAGGCUGAGGGAAAGGGAGAGAAGUCAUGCAUAUUUGCGUGACUGUGCUAAGGCUUACUGCUCCACGAUGGAUCAUUCUGAUCUCAUCCCUCGUCUACGCUUGAUCAUGGUUCAAUGGAUUGUGCAGCAAUGUUCUGAUAUGGAGCUUCAGUCAGAGACAUUGUUUCUAGGUGUUAGUCUGCUGGAUCGAUUCCUGAGCAAGGGAUCCUUCAACAACGAGAGGACUCUAGUGCUAGUGGGGAUCGCGAGUCUUACUCUGGCCACCAGAAUUGAAGAAAAUCAACCUUACAAUAGCAUCCGGAAAAGGAACUUCUACAUCCGGAACCUAAAGUAUAGCCGGCAUGAGGUGGUAGCAAUGGAGUGGCUGGUUCAAGAAGUCCUGAACUUCAAAUGCUUCUCACCCACAAUCUUUAACUUCUUAUGGUUCUACCUAAAAGCUGCCCGAGCCAACCCAGAAAUUGAAAGGAAAGCCAAAUCCUUGGCCGUUACUUCACUAGCUGAUCACACUCAACUAUGUUUUUGGCCCUCAACUGUAGCAGCCGGACUCGUAGUUCUCGCUUGCAUUGAACACAACAAGAUCUCAGCCUACCAACGAGUCAUAAAGGUUCAUGUUAGAACAGAAGAUAACGACCUGCCUGAAUGCGUCAAGGUAUUCAUUAGCAUCACUCCCAUCGUAUGA